Messenger RNA from Odocoileus virginianus texanus, 652 nucleotides. Lineage: Eukaryota; Metazoa; Chordata; Mammalia; Artiodactyla; Cervidae. The record is from RefSeq and is a predicted model, not a curated record.
ACACAAUAGACAAUGAUUCAGUCUCACUUCUUUCUACACUAUAGUGUAGUACUAUAGCAUGUAUCUAAAUUGACCCUGUAGUAUAGAUUUUUUCCUGCAAGGUCUAUAAAUAAACAGAUACAUAUAUACAGAUACAUAUACAGCUUCAUUAGCAUAAGAGUGACUGAUCCUGCUUUGCGCUAUAAAGGCCACUCCCAGGACACACAGAAAGAGACUCAGUUAACCAGUUCAUAAGAACCAAAUCCACAGCCAGCGCGGAAUUCCUCCCGGAACCUGGGACCUUCAUAAAGCGGCAAGCGCAGCCUCUUCUCCAGCAUCAGCCCCAGAGCUCCGGCCGCCAGCAUGAGGCUCCAUCACCUGCUGCUCGCGCUCCUCUUCCUGGUCCUGUCUGCUGGGUCAGGAUUUAGUCAAGGAAUAAGAAGUGGUAUAAGCUGCCGUUUGAAUAGAGGCAUCUGUGUGCCGAAUGGGUGCCCUGGAAGCCUGAGACAGAUUGGCAUGUGUUUCUGGCCCCGAGUAAAAUGCUGCAGAAGGAGAUAAAAGAAGGUGAAGAGGUGGCCAGGACCGAUGCAGAGUCAGAAACUGCACCCUUCGACAGAACAUCUAAAAUUGAAACCAGAAUAAAUUUUGUUCAAAAUUAAAGAAUUUCCCACUG